UCAUUCACACGUUGCUCGUACCCCAACAAUCCCUCAUUUCUCUACCUAAGUCUCUUUCUCUCUCCCCGUUUUUUGUCUCUCUCACUCUCUCUCUAUCUGGGAAACUGAAAAGAGCAGUUCCAAAUGCAAGAUCCAGGAUCUACGGUGUCCUUUUGUCUCAGCUUCAAUAGCUACUCCUCUGAUCAACUGGCGUGUAUCGCAGCAAAAGUCGGGGAAGAGGAAGCAAAUAACGGAGCUCCUGUUUCCAGGAACCAAAACGAGAACGAAAGUAGCGGCAGCUAUGGCGACGUCGACGACGAUGAUUUCGAGUUUGUUUUGGUACGCUCAAAUCCCGACGCUUGCACAACAAUCGACGGAGAUCAUGAAGUCGCCUUCCCGGUUUUCCCGCUCUUCGAUCGAGAUCUCCUUUUGAGUUGUGGAAAUGAGUCAAAUAAACAGAGAAGAGAUCGCGAAGAAGUGACAUCGUCCGCUGUUCGAUUACCUUUGAAGAAUCUGUUCAUUGAUGAUCGAGAUCCUCCGUCUUCGUCUUCAUCGGAGGCGGACGAAUUAGACAGAGUCUCACAGGGAACUUUUUGUGUUUGGACACAGCAAAGGUUGUCACCGUCACCGUCACCGUCACCGUCACCUUCUCCUUCGGCUUCGCCUUCGCAGUCAAGGUGCAAAAAGAGCAAUUCCACUGGAUCAUCGUCGAAGCAACGGUGGCGAUUGCGAGAUUUGCUGCAUCUUCGUAGAUGCAGCAGCGACGGCGGCAAGGAAUCUUUGAUAUUUUUGAAUCCAGAUCAUCGUCGUGACAAUAAUAACAAUAAUAAUAUCAAUCUGGGGAGGAAGAAAGAGGAGAAAGUUGAUAAAGGCAAAAUAAUUGCUGCAAAACCAGGCAAGGCCAAAGAGAAAGUAUCGGCACACGAGGUGUUCUAUGUGAGGAACAAGGCCUUGAAGGAAGGAGAUAAGAGAAAAUCAUACUUACCUUACAGGCAAGGACUGGUUGGUUUCUUUGCUAAUCUGAACGGCAUGGGCAGGAAUUUUCCACCAUUCUAAUAAUUCUGUUUAUGGAAUCGGAAGAGUUUGAGCUGAAAGAUUGCUGAAAUUAGGUGAAUUUGUUUUGUUUUAUUAUAAUUUAUUAGUUGUGUAAAUAUUUCCGUUACUAGAUUCUUGAUUUGGCAUUAUUAAUUGAAAGAGAUAUAUGAGACUUUCUUUCCUUUUCUUUGUCUGCUAAAUGAAUAAAGAAUGAGUGAUUAAUUAA
Molecule: messenger RNA, 1240 nt
Organism: Hevea brasiliensis (rubber tree)
Lineage: Eukaryota; Viridiplantae; Streptophyta; Magnoliopsida; Malpighiales; Euphorbiaceae
Exons: 1
Coding region: 124-1035 (303 amino acids)
Source: RefSeq, a predicted model, not a curated record